Penicillium vulpinum is the source of this 2388-nucleotide messenger RNA. RefSeq names its product putative rhamnosidase B. The transcript has 4 exons. Lineage: Eukaryota; Fungi; Ascomycota; Eurotiomycetes; Eurotiales; Aspergillaceae. The record is from RefSeq and is a predicted model, not a curated record. Gene Ontology annotation, biological process: carbohydrate metabolic process. Bases 1 to 2388 code for a protein of 795 amino acids.
AUGGCAUCAGCAGAAGAACAAAAGACAAUAAACGAGCUCCAGGCGAACUGGAUCUGGGUUCCAAACUGGACCGACUCUUCAAACACGAACACAGCUGGACAGAUAGUUCACUUCACGCGUAAUGUUAAUUUAUUGUCCCGAGCGACGAAAUCUGUGCUGCAUUUCUCAGCCGACACACGUUACAAGCUCUAUGUGAAUGGCAAGCAUAUUGCCGUCGGGCCGACUCGCAGUAGUCCUUUGAUCUGGUACUAUGAUACACUGGACAUUGCGCCCUACCUAAAGGAGGGACAUAAUGAGAUUCGAUUUGUGGUUAUCCGGUACUUCGCGGCUUUGAGGAGUGCAAUGCCCUUUGUGCGGACGGCUCUUCCAGGAUUAACCGUUAUUGGAAAUAUUGAGACAGGCGAUGAGGUUGUCAAUCUUGCUUCUUCCGAGAAUUGGAUGGCAUCUGUGGAUGAAAGCAUCCAGUUUCCAAUGGGAUUGGCUGACGAUGUGUUCCUUCAUAUCAGCGAGCGCAUCGCUCCUGCAACCCCCGGUGCUGCUGUGACACCAUUCGCUUACAAGAUGAGGACGCUCAAUGGCGAUAUUCCGCCCUGGAAUUUGCGCCCGCGCUCUAUCCCCAUGCCUGAGUCAACGCUAGCCAUUGUAAAAACCAUCAGAGCAUGCAACAGUCUGGUUGAUAUCAGCGAUUGGACAGCCUUCUUUGCGAAUAAUAAUUCCCUCGCCCUUCCUGCGAGCUCAACUCAUACGCUUGAAGUGCAAGCGGAUGUCCAUUCGACCGCAUUCGUUCGAUGGGCCUUCAAGGCAACCAAGAAAGCUUCUUAUAUCAGACUUAAAGUCACACACUCAGAAGGGUAUGAGCUCGAGCCCCGAUCGUACCCUUUCUUCCGCUCCAAAGGCGACCGAAUGGAUGCAAGUGUCGGCCAUAUUGUCGGACCAUACGAUGAGGUGAAACUUGAUAUUCCCGGCACAGAAACUGCGAUCUACGAGCCAUUCUGGUUCCGAACCUUCCGUCUCAUGAGAAUAGAAAUUACUGUAGGCCCUGAGCCAAUUGAGCUGGUAUCCUUCGAUGCUACCCAGGUAAAUUACCCCAUGGCGGUCAAGGCCAGCUGGAAGGAGCCCGGCGACGCCCAUAGCGAGCGGAUCUGGGACGUGUCCAUCCGGACAAUGCGAAACUGCAUGUUCGACGGUUACUCCGAUUGCCCGUUCUACGAACAAUUACAAUACUCCGGAGACAGCCGAUCUGUCGGUCUAUUCCACUACCUCCUCUCAGGUGACGAUCGACUGAUGCGCCAGGCGAUUACAAACUUCGCCGCUUCAGUCACACCCCAAGGCCUUACACAGUCCCGUUUCCCCUCACACGUGCCGCAAAUCAUAGCCGGGUUCUCCCUGUAUUGGAUCCUGCAGGUCUGCGAUCACCACCUAUAUUUCGGCGAUACCCGCUUCGCACGAGGGUUCAUUCCGCGCAUCGACGGGAUCCUCGACUUCUUUGAUGCUCACAUCGAUGAGCUGGGUCUGGUAAGCGGACUGCCCGAAGUUGUUUGGCAAUACGUUGAUUGGGUGACCACCUGGGGUGCCACGGAUAACCAUCCUGACAAAGGAGUACCGACCUCCGGACGGAAGUCCAAUAGGCACACUUAUUUUAGCAUGCUUUAUGCGUGGGUUCUGCAGAAAGUUGCUGGUCUGGUGCGUGAUGUUGGUCGGCCGGGGCAUGCUGCUGAGUAUGAAGCGAGGGCGGAAUCGCUACUAGGGGCCAUUCAGGCUCAUUGCUAUGAUGGUAAAUUCUUUACCGACUCGACGGCUGACGUUGCCGAUGAGCUGUCAUAUUCCCAGCACUGCCAGGUCUUUGCUGUUAUCUGUGGAGCGGCGAGGGCCGAAGACUCUGCGCGAAUCUUGGCUGAAUCGUUUACAAAUGAUCGCUUCUCAAAGUGCUCGUAUAUGAUGCGGUUCUAUGCUUUCCGGGCGCUUGCUUUGGCUGGCGAGGAUCUGUAUGAGUCAUUUUGGGAGAGGAUGUGGGUUCCUUGGCGGGGGAUGCUGGCAAAUAAUCUCUCGACUUGGGAGGAGGAUGAUGUCAGACAGAGAUCUGAUUGUCAUGCUUGGGGAAGUGUGCCAAUUUAUGAGUACUGUACUGAGUUGGCGGGUGUUCAACCGGUCGCUGCUGGUUCGUCGAAGAUAUCUUUCAGACCUAGGCUUCGGUUGACCGGGGCGUUGGAAGCGAAGGUAGCACUAGGUAAGGAUAACCUAGCUACUAUUUCGUGGAAACUCUCCGGAAAUGAGAAUAUUGUGGAGCUUAGGCUUGAGAAGGCAGUUGAGGUCGUGAGCCAACUACCGAGAGGCAAGGAAGAAGAACAUGGGGUUGUGGAUUAUCUCAGGUUUGCUUUUAAGGAUUAA